AUGUGGAGCUGGUCUCAAGAACAUGCACUUGGCCAAGUUCUUCUCUAUCACAUGGAAUCCUACAAGGAGCUCACUUGCGAGUUCUUAGCUUCAAUGAGGUACCACAUGUACGAUGAGGAAGAUAGAGCUGAUUUGGACCAAGGAUUGGGAUGGAUCACGUUCUUGGCUAAGGGAGAGAAGAGAAUGGUGACCUUUAGGCAGCUGGAAAUCUUGUUUGGGUUCAACUAUGGAGAGGGUAAGUGGAACUUCAAGGAAAAGGAACUCCAAAGGGUUUGGGCUACAAUCGCUGAUGGAGUGUACUCUUCCUCAAGGUCCAAGGCAGCUCAGAUCAGGAGCCCAGUCUUGAGGUAUGUGCACAAGGCACUUGCCAACACCUUCUUUGCAAGGAAGGCAACCGGGACCAUCAACGAGGGGGAACUCAAGUUUCUUGACAUGGGAAUCAAGCCCAUUCUCUCACGCACAAGCGAUGGCAAGAGGAUCAGGGGAGAUAGAUCUGACACAGGAAACUUGAUGCCUUUCCUUGACCACCUCCCACCUACAAGAUCACAGCCUACAACACUAGAUAUCAACAAGGGAAGCGCCUAA
This is a messenger RNA of Microthlaspi erraticum, 585 nucleotides long. NCBI's taxonomy places the organism in Eukaryota, Viridiplantae, Streptophyta, Magnoliopsida, Brassicales, Brassicaceae. The record is from the annotation of a GenBank genome assembly.